This is a messenger RNA of Aphis gossypii (cotton aphid), 698 nucleotides long. RefSeq lists its product as uncharacterized. NCBI's taxonomy places the organism in Eukaryota, Metazoa, Arthropoda, Insecta, Hemiptera, Aphididae. The record is from RefSeq and is a predicted model, not a curated record.
UUAAAAAAAAAAAAACGUAAUUUCGUUAUAGGAAAAAUUAUUUAAUUAUUAAUUAUUGUUCUAAGCCUGUUCCUAUAUAUUAAAUGAUUAAUAAUAUUUGUAAGUGAUAAAUUAUAAAUUAAUUGGAAGUAUAACUUUUAUAAUAAUACAUUAUACUCAUUAUUUAUAAAAGAAAUUAAUAUGGAAGUUGAAACUUUAUGCUCCAAAUUAAAAGGUGAACGUCCACCUGUUCAAGUAAUUGAACAUAAAUCAAGAAAGCGAACAAGCCAAGUUCAAAAAACCAAUUAUACAAAGUCAAAUACUUUGGAUUCAAAGACUGAUGAAAAAGUUAAUUUAAGGAAAUUACAAAAUGAAAUAUUAAAAUUUACAACUCAUUUUGAUGCAAGAAAUACUAAAGCAAAAGAACAGCUUGCUAUUAAAUUAGGAGCCAAACCUAGAAAAAAGGAAAAUUUAAAUUAUAAGCAAUUAAAAGAAAAAUUAAAGCAAGAAAUUGAAGCAAAAAAAAUCAAGAACAACUUUUUCAAUUACCAAAAACAAUGGUAAGGACAUCAAAAACUCAUAAAAGAUUAAAUAUUAAAAAAAAUAAGUCACAAUCUACUGAUAUAAUUAAAAAUUAUGGAACAAUAAAAAAUAAAAAAUAAAAAAUUUAUAUUUAAACUUACGGAUUAUUAAAUAAAAUCAUUGUUGUAUAGUAAAUA